Messenger RNA from Panthera uncia (snow leopard), 2967 nucleotides. It is a transcript of the gene AMIGO2, whose product is annotated as adhesion molecule with Ig like domain 2. Gene Ontology annotation, biological process: brain development. Gene Ontology annotation, molecular function: protein binding. NCBI's taxonomy places the organism in Eukaryota, Metazoa, Chordata, Mammalia, Carnivora, Felidae. The transcript has 2 exons. The record is from RefSeq and is a predicted model, not a curated record. The coding region runs from base 496 to 2061 and encodes 521 amino acids.
AAAACCCUGGCGGCGGCGCGCGGGAACCCUCGGUCCCGCUGGCUCCGGAGCGCGGGGAGGCGGGGCCGGGGCCGAUCCGCUGCCGGCGCCCCCGCCCCUCGGACCCGGCUCCCGGAGUGGGGCUCCCCGCGCGCGGACACACGACGGCCAGGGCGCCGAGGCGGUACCUUUAGCCGAGCGAUGAAGAGAGCCCGGGAGACCCGACCGCAGCCGGCCGAGACGUUUCCUGCGCCCCGGGUGGCUGCCGCCGCCGCCGCCGCCGCGUGAAACUCCCCAAAGUUGAGAGCCAGCGAGAGGCUGCCGCCCGCCGGGAGCAGGAGGGAAAGGAACUCGGAAGAUGCAGGAGUGACGGACAGAGACCGACGGACUCACGGACCAGCAGACACCACCGUUCGGCGGCCUAGCCCCAGAGCCAGUGAGGCUUUUCGGCUCUGUUCACUGGUGGGAAGCUGAGUUGGCGGAAAGACGCCAGGAAGAGACUUGGAGGCGACCAUAAUGUCUGUACGUUUACACACACUGCCCACCCUGCCUGGAGUUGUCAGACCGGGUUGCAGGGAGCUGCUGUGUUUGUUGGUGAUCACGGUGACUGUGAGCCGCGGCGCCUCUGGGGUGUGCCCCACUGCUUGCAUCUGUGCCACUGACAUCGUGAGCUGCACCAACAAAAACCUGUCCAAGGUGCCUGGCAACCUGUUCAGACUGAUGAAGAGACUGGAUCUGAGUUACAACAGGAUCGGGCUUCUGGAUUCCGAGUGGAUUCCAGUUUCCUUUGUUAAGUUGAACACUCUAAUAAUUCGUCAUAACAACAUCACCAGCAUUUCCACGGGCAGUUUUUCCACAACUCCAAAUUUGAAGUGUCUUGACUUAUCAUCCAAUAGGCUGAAGACCGUGAAAAGUGCAGUGUUCCAGGAGUUGAAGGUUCUGGAGGUGCUCCUUCUGUACAACAAUCACAUCUCCUAUCUCGACCCUUCUGCUUUUGGAGGGCUCUCCCAGUUGCAAAAACUCUACUUAAGUGGAAACUUUCUGACGCAGUUUCCCAUGGAUUUGUAUGUUGGGAGGUUCAAGCUGGCAGAACUGAUGUUUCUAGAUGUUUCUUAUAAUCAAAUCCCCUCCCUGCCAAUGCACCAUAUUAAUUUAGUGCCAGGAAAACAGCUGAGAGGCAUCUAUCUUCAUGGCAACCCAUUUGUCUGUGACUGUUCCCUUUAUUCAUUGCUCAUCUUUUGGUAUCGUAGGCACUUUAGCUCAGUGAUGGAUUUUAAGAAUGACUAUACCUGCCGCCUGUGGUCUGACUCUAGGCACUCCCACCAGGUGCUUCUGCUCCAGGAUAGCUUUAUGAAUUGCUCGGACAGUAUCAUCAACGGCUCCUUCCGUGCACUUGGCUUUAUUCAUGACGCUCAAGUCGGGGAAAGGCUGAUCGUCCCCUGUGACAGCAAGACUGGUAAUGCAAAUACUGAUUUCAUUUGGGUUGGUCCAGAUAACAGACUGCUGGAGCCAGAUAAAGAUCUGGAAAACUUUCACGUGUUUCGCAAUGGAAGUCUGGUUAUAGAAAGUCCUCGUUUUGAGGACGCUGGAGUGUAUUCCUGUAUUGCGAUGAACAGGCAACGCCUGUUAAAUGAGACUGUGGAUGUCACAAUAAACGUGAGCAACUUCACCGUGAACAGAUCCCAUGCCCAUGAGGCAUUUAACACAGCUUUUACCACUCUCGCAGCCUGCGUGGCCAGUAUCGUGUUGGUACUUUUGUAUCUCUAUCUGACGCCCUGUCCCUGCAAGUGUAAAAGCAAGAGACAAAAAAACGUUCUCAAUCAAAGCAAUGCCCAUUCGUCUAUCCUCAAUCCUGGUCCUGCUAGUGAUGCCCCCGCUGAUGAACGGAAGGCAGGUGCCGGUAAAAGAGUGGUGUUUUUGGAACCCUUGAAGGAUACUGCAGCAGGGCAGAAUGGGAAAGUCAGGCUCUUUCCCAGUGAGACAGUUAUAGCUGAGGGCAUCCUAAAGUCCGCGAGGGUGAAAUCCGACUCAGAUUCAGUCAAUUCUGUGUUUUCAGACACACCCUUUGUGGCAUCCACUUAAUUUUGUGCCUGUAUCUGUAUGGUAUAGUAAUUUAACUCUCCAUACUUAACUUUCUGUGCAGUCUGCAAAAUAAACAGCAGGACCGAAAUGGUGUCGUUUUGCGUUUUGAAAUGCAACCCAGUGCUCUCUUUAACUGGUUAAGAGGAAAUGUGGUAACGCACUUUUGGUUCCUCAAUGUGCCAGAGAAAGGUGGGGUUGUUUUCCAAAGUGUAAGUUCUAGAUGACAAUAGCUUGGUCUCUAGCACCACUGAUCAUUUCAGAGCUGGUGUGGAGGUGACGUUGUCUUUUUAUUCAGGAUUCUUGCCAGAAAAAAUAAAUUUCAGUGAAUUAGUGUUCCUUAAGAAGAGACUUUACCAGCUUAUUUAGGACCAAAGUUAUUUUAAAGACAAGCAUCCGUGUCCUAUUUCAUUUUUAAAAGCUGUAGAAGGAAGAACAGUACUUAUAAAACACAAAGUGAGGUUAGAUUAGGGAAUAAUUCAGCUAAUUUCAUACCUGAGACCACAGUGAACAGACGACACUGAUAAAAUGUGCUGGAUAAUGCCACAUCCCAUAUGGUGUUAGAUAAAUAGUGCAAUAAAGGUACAUUUGUUUGACUGUCUUCUUUCCAUUCUGUACAUUCCUUAUCCUUGAACAAAAGACGUUAUUGAAAGUUGGAAGUCAUCAUUCGUUGUUGCCAUAAAUAUGUAGGCGUCAAUACCAAAAUGUCUGAGUAACUUCUUAAGCCUUUGUCCUAGCUGACUGGUAUUUGUUUAUAUGCUCGUGUAUAUGUAAGUCAAAUUAUAUGAACUAUUAAAUAGAUUCUACUGUAUUGUGCGCUGGACAUUUGAAUUAAUGUAAAUACAUGUAUUGUGUGAGUUGACGUUCUGUUUUAUUGGGCUACUUAAAAACAUAAAUCUAAGAUGUUCU